CGAGAGUAACCACUUGAUGGCAUUGAUCCCAACGUACGCUUCAGAGAAAUACGCCCGGAGGCAAAGUAACGUUCUCUGGUUUCUUUGUUCACUUCCAAAAAAAGAAUGGACAAUUUCUUGGCAUCCAUUUGAAAGGACCGUACGUAAAGCAAGCCAUCCCUUUUAAGGCACAGUAAGGUGAUAUUCAGCGACUUUACUUGCACUUGGAAUCAGCAUUCGAAGAAAAUGAUGACCAGUAGGGAUAAAUGGAGGGUUUACAAGCGGGUAUGUGUCGUGUUCUUUCUGGCUGCGGUGACGUUGACGGUGGUCCAGAGAGGGGCUCCCUUCCAAAUCGAGAGGCAGGGUCGCAUGGAGGCCCCCUCCGAGGGAGGGGAGAACAGGGCCCAGCAGCAGAAUACGGGCCUCUACCCAGGGACCAACACCUUCUGGAAGGCUAGCAAGGGCAAACAAGCCGAGUCUACAGCCACCGCCACUGGCACCACGGAGGAGUCCAGCAUCACCCAGGAGCGAGCUGGCUCCCGGACCUGGGACGUGUCCAGUGCCAACUGCAGUGCCAACCUCAACUUCACCAACCAGGACUGGUUCAGGGGCUUGGAGGAGAACUUUAAGCAGUUCCUUCUGUACCGUCACUGCCGCUUCUUCCCCAUGCUCAUCAACCAUCCGGAGAAGUGCUCCGGGGAGACCUACCUGCUCAUGGUCAUCAAGUCCAUCGCUACGCAGCACGACCGCCGCGAGGUGAUCCGCAAGACGUGGGGCAAGGAGCAGGUUGUUGACGGCAAGAAGGUGAAGACGGUGUUCUUGCUGGGGACGCCGUCCAACGAGGCUGAGAAGGCCAACCAUCAGAAGCUCCUGGAGUACGAGGACUACAUCUACAGAGAUAUACUCCAAUGGGACUUCCAGGACAGCUUCUUCAACCUGACCCUCAAGGAGACCCACUUCCUUAAGUGGUUCUCCACCUACUGUGCCGACGUGCGCUACGUCUUCAAGGGCGACGACGACGUCUUCGUCAGUGUGGAGAACAUCUUCGAGUACCUGGAGGCCAGCGCCCAGGUCAAGAACCUCUUCGUUGGUGACGUGCUCUUCAAGGCCAAGCCCAUUCGCAGGAAGGAGAACAAGUACUACAUCCCACAAGCACUUUACAACAAGACCCACUACCCUCCAUACGCCGGAGGCGGUGGGUUCCUCAUGGACGCACCCCUGGCCAGGAGGCUCUACUGGGCCUCAGACUCUCUGGAGCUGUACCCCAUCGACGAUGUGUUCCUGGGCAUGUGUCUGGAGGUGCUGCAGGUCACACCCAUCAAGCACAAUGCUUUUAAGACAUUUGGUCUGGUCAAGAACAAGGACAGCAAGCUCAACCAAGAACCUUGUUUCUUCAAGAGCAUGAUCGUGGUUCACAAGCUGCUACCAUCAGAGCUCAUACACAUGUGGAACCUGGUGAACAGUAAUCUCAUCUGUUCGCAGAAAGUGGAGAUCUUAUAGCCUAGUGGGAACUCUUAACUAGGCAAGGGGAGAAGAGUUGGGAUGUGUGAGCGGGCCGGGAGGCAGAUGUUUUGACAUCCAAUUCAAGUUCUCCUUUGUUCAUAGUAGGACCCAGACAAUAUUUGAUUUAUUACAUUUCAGCAAACAUUCUUAUUCAGAGCAAUUAGGGUUAAAUGCCUUGCUCACGUCGGCAGAUUUUUCACCUAGUCGGCUUGGGGAGUCAAACCAACAACAUUUUGGUUACUGGCCCAAUGCUCUUAACCGCUAGGCUACUUUGCCUCUACUGCAUCACAGUGGAAGUAAAUUAUCUGGUGAUGUUUUUUUAUGUUCUGUUGGCGUUUUUAAAUGACUCUCAAAGUCAGCAGGCACAUUCAGAGAUGCCAAACCAAAGGGGUUUGAGGUGCUGGCAGAUAGUGUUGCAAAGAGGACAGCGAGCUGCCCCACGUUGUCAUGCAUCCCUUUGACUGUGUACUGAAAGUCAAACACCUUGUUCAUUUGGACCAGGCUUCACCUACACUGUAGUAACAUGGACCUUAUAUAAUAGCAAGAAACAAAGUGUCUCUACCUCACUAAUGUAGUUGAAAUUUCUUUUCUCGUUUAGGUAGUCAUUUGAAUAUAAUUUUGGUCAAGACAAAAUGUCUUGUAAGCAUGUUUAACCACGUCAAUAGUCAAAUAAAUAAUAAUGUCAUUUGUUUUUCUUUACAUCAAACCCUGCAGUCCAACGUAGAGAGAGAGAGACCCUUUGUUAUGGGUCACUGCACUUCAAUAAGAUUGUUCAGUUUUCAUAAAGAAUUUGGACUGUAUACUGUAUGUGUCAAUGGAUUUGAAUGUGCUGAUAUACUUGAUAUGAAUUGAGUUGAGGGUUUAUGAGAGGCUCCCGAGUGACGUAGCAGUCUAAGGCACUGUGUCUCAGUGCUAGAGUUGUCACUGCAGACCAUGGUUCGAUCACCGGCUGUGAUCGGGAGUCCCAUAGGAUGGCGCGCAAUUGGUCCAGUGUCAUCCUGGUUAGGGGAGGUUUUGGGUAGGCUGUCAUUUGUUUUUAUCUGACUUUCCUAGUUAAAUAAAAGGGCAAAUUACAUUGAAACUGUGAAACAAAAUAAACUGCUGAUAAUAUAAUCAAUAUGUUAAUUUAAUAGCCCCACAGACAAAGGGGGCAAAAGAGGUUGUUUGAUAUGUAAUUAAUUGCAGGGAAGGUAUUGGAAUUAAUGAAAAUGUGCAAAGAUUAUAGUUCCUCAUGUUUAGAGGGCAGUGAAUAUGUGUGGAUGAUGUAUAUAAAUGUUUUUAAAAAAAUCGCAAUAUAUAUAUAGGUUUAAAAAUCACAUUUGUAAAUAAAUUUCAAAAAGAAUCAUA
This is a messenger RNA of Oncorhynchus kisutch (coho salmon), 2829 nucleotides long. It is a transcript of the gene b3gnt7, whose product is annotated as UDP-GlcNAc:betaGal beta-1,3-N-acetylglucosaminyltransferase 7. The record is from RefSeq and is a predicted model, not a curated record. The transcript is spliced from 2 exons. Bases 226 to 1479 code for a protein of 417 amino acids. Gene Ontology annotation, molecular function: hexosyltransferase activity; UDP-glycosyltransferase activity. Lineage: Eukaryota; Metazoa; Chordata; Actinopteri; Salmoniformes; Salmonidae. Gene Ontology annotation, biological process: poly-N-acetyllactosamine biosynthetic process; protein O-linked glycosylation. Gene Ontology annotation, cellular component: Golgi membrane.